Messenger RNA from Colletotrichum gloeosporioides, 2547 nucleotides. RefSeq names its product ATPase family AAA domain-containing protein 3A-like. The coding region runs from base 1 to 2547 and encodes 848 amino acids. Gene Ontology annotation, molecular function: ATP hydrolysis activity; ATP binding. The record is from RefSeq and is a predicted model, not a curated record. The transcript has 4 exons. NCBI's taxonomy places the organism in Eukaryota, Fungi, Ascomycota, Sordariomycetes, Glomerellales, Glomerellaceae.
AUGGCGACAGGAAUGCAGCAUUUCUCCAGCGACACCAUUUCCACCCUCGAGCGCAGGUACAUAGCGCUGCUCGAAUUGAGGAUCAAGGACUUGGAGUCUAGGGUUGGUGAGACUAAUGAAGAGAAGGCCACUUCUGACCUUGUGCCGCUUGCUGGAAAGAGUAUGAAUUCCCAGCCAGGUACAUCUGAGAGAGAUAUCGAGUUGAAAGAGAACGAAACCACAUCGGCUGAAACCAAUCCACUCAACGGUCCCCAGACGCCAAGGUGUCUCUUCGUCCAGCGUCCACUGGAACCUAUCAAUGGCUCGGCAGAGUGCGCCUUAGAGCGUUCCGAAUUGGUCAAGCUGGGGCUGGAAUCCAUCGAGACUGGAAGCGAAAGCCAAGGGUCGCCCGAGCAGCUGAAAUAUUCCAGAAUCGUGGAAGAGAAUGGUAGAUAUUUCGAAACUGAGAUAAGCGUCCAAGCACCAGAGCUGAAGGCCUUGUUGAGUGUAGCUCUCGAGGCAUAUCCCAAUUUGCACCUUCCCCCGCCUGAUUCGCCUUCUUCCUGGGACAAAACAAAGGAUCCUGUCGUCUUCGUCAGCCCUUGCGAGCCUCUGAUACACAACUGGGACAGACUUAAUGACUUGGCAAUCGAGGAUUCGCUUCGGACGGAGGAAAUGAAGAUUCGUAUUCAAAAGCUGGGACCUCGUACAGACGUCACGAUGGCCGGGUCCGAGGAGCAAAAAGCACGAGCGCUGGAGUAUCUGGGAAAAGCCAGCAACCUUGAGAACGCACGUGCACAGCUGAAAUUGAUGCUAAAGCUCGUCAAGACGAUACCAGAGUUGGCCAAGUACUUUCAAUCAGUCGAGGCGCAGAACAACACUGGGUCUAUUCAGUUUGAGCAUCUGUGGACCAUCUUUCCACCUGGGGAGAUCGUUUUCUCAACACUGUUCAUGAACGAACCCCAGCUUUUCAUCGUCAAGGACUCCAACGACACGCGCGACGUAGACGAGAGACCUGGAAAAGACACGUCAGAUGUGUCAUGGUCAAUUGUUGCUUGGGCCUACGACUGGGACGGGGCUUGUUUCAAGAGAGUGCCAGUGCAAUUUCGAUUCGAACAGUAUACGGGAAGCAAGGUUAUCAGUACACUUCAUUGCCAUCCAUUCAAGUUCCACAAACCGGAAGACGCGUCAAGAUCUGAUGAAGCUUCACGAGAAGCAAUGGAAGAGGCAUUGCUAGAACGCGGUAAGAGGUUUGCGGAACUAUGCGUGAAGCAGCAGGGAUCACAGAUGUUCGAUUACGACGGAUUUGUAGUCUCUCACGGUACUGGCUUUCAGAAUCAGGCCGACGAUAGUGGCGACAUCUUGUGGCGCAUGAUAUUUGGUAUAAGCAGCCAGAGGAGCAAAGAGCGAAGAGCGCCCAAAAAACGACGUAUCCAAGGCCGUGUGAUGGUGGACUUCGAAGCUUACCUUCAGUACUCGCCAUGGUCAGGCACUUACGCACCUAUGGGUUCGGCAGACUUUCCUCGCAGAGAUAAUGAGUGUCGAUGCCCAGCUUGCGUUACGAACGCAGCUCUCAGAGACAGCCAGAAGAUGGCAUACGAUGGCGUGAAGACGCAAACCCAUUUCGAAGAUCUCCAGUUCAAGAUUUGUCCUCCAAGGUUAAAUGUAGGAAAACAAAAGACAAGCUCCAGCGAAGCCACCAAAGAAUGGGAAAGCUACCUCAAGGACAUCAAGGAAUUGCGUAGCUCGCAGGCGUUUGAGAAGCUACAGCUUCUUCCAACACAAAAGUCGCUAAUCAAGGACCUAGUGCGGUGUCACUCCAGUGGGGCUAAUUCGAAGCCAUUGAUGACUGACAUCAUCAAAGGUAAAGGAAAGGGGCUAGUGAUUUUACUUCACGGGCCACCAGGUGUUGGGAAAACUCUUACGGCAGAAAGUGUCGCCCAGCUCGCCGGCAAGCCGCUAUUUUCUGUCGGUGUUUCCGAUAUUGGUCUCAAACCAGCGGAAGUGGAGCAGAAUCUCGAAGCUCUCUUCGAACUGGCAGCUAAUUGGCGGGCUGUAUUGCUGUUUGACGAAGCCGACGUGUUCCUCGAGUCGCGGAGCAGUCAUACAUCAGAUCUCAACCGCAACGCUUUAGUGUCGGUCUUGCUCAGGGUCCUCGAAUAUUAUGAGGGCAUCUUAAUACUUACGACGAAUCGUAUCACCCAGUUUGAUAUUGCCGUACAAAGCCGCGUAAAUUUGGGCAUCAAAUAUGAUGAUCUACAACGCGACCAGAAACAGGAGAUCUUUGACAACUUCAUUGGCCAGCUCAAGCCUGACCAGGUGAAGGACAAGGAAAAGAUUCAAAGCUGGUUCAAGGACGAAGAAGAGGCUAGAGAUUGGACUGAGGGGCUUAAUGGGCGGCAAAUCAGGAACAUUUUGUUUUCGGCCGCGAGCCUGGCUCAGCAGGAUGGUGGAGAACUGGACUUGAAACACAUAUCUAGAAUGGCGAAGAGCACUUGGAGAUUCCAUGACAGUAUCAAGACCGUUGUUGACGAGGCACGCCGGAGAGCUGAGGCCGGGAGGAAAUAG